GGGUUCGGUUAUGUUCCAGGCAAACUCAUUGUAAAUACAACUCUCUCAACUCCGGGUCCGAGUCAACGGUUGUACCCGGUCCAACCGGAUGGAAUGACCUUGGACGCAAUCAGUCAUCAUCCGCGUGUGAAUCUCCGCCUACUUUUGGCACCAUGGCAGGAUGAGAUUGAUGAACUGUCUCAUAUGAGUUCGAGCACAAACGUUCCAACUGACCCCGUCCAACCGUUUGGCCCUAUUCCGGAUCCUGGCCAGUCAUUGCAUUUCGGUUCAUUUCGACCUUCCGAUUCGUGUUCCACGAACAACGCACACAUUUCCGUCCAGUCGACCGCGUUACCCGACCCAGUCCACAGAGUAGUCGACUUAAACACUCCCAUGACAAUUCACCAGCCAAAUGUGGCCUGUUCCUCGUCUGUUCCGAACACUACGGAACGUCUCAUUCAAGAGCCUCAAAUUAUCACUGAGGGUCAAUCUGUAGGAAAUCCGUCCACCGCAGAGCAUCCAAACAGAUCCGGGGCUGGCCAAAUGACGGUGGAAGAUGCACGCUUUCGUAGUCCCAAUACGAGUCGACGAUCAUUCUUCCCAACCGCGACACCCUUAUCCUCUGGCGGUCCUCCGGGGCGUGGACUACCAACCAAAUAUGGAAUGAGUUCCAAAUGGCUUGCUACCGGAACAUCGUCUCCAACGGCCAUAUCAUUGACUACAUUAGGCAACUCACAACGCUUCAAGAAGUCGAUUCGUGAUUUGAUGGUCUUUCUGAAUUUCCGGAAUCGCGAGUUGAAAUUUUUGAUUCUAUGA
Messenger RNA from Echinostoma caproni, 795 nucleotides. The record is from the annotation of a GenBank genome assembly. NCBI's taxonomy places the organism in Eukaryota, Metazoa, Platyhelminthes, Trematoda, Plagiorchiida, Echinostomatidae.